This is a messenger RNA of Mesitornis unicolor (brown roatelo), 474 nucleotides long. RefSeq names its product ADP-ribose pyrophosphatase, mitochondrial-like. The coding region runs from base 1 to 474 and encodes 157 amino acids. The transcript is spliced from 3 exons. The record is from RefSeq and is a predicted model, not a curated record. Gene Ontology annotation, molecular function: ADP-ribose diphosphatase activity. Gene Ontology annotation, cellular component: mitochondrion. Lineage: Eukaryota; Metazoa; Chordata; Aves; Mesitornithiformes; Mesitornithidae.
AUGCUGCUUCUCGCUGGUGUCUUGCAUGCGGAGGCGGUGCCCGGUUUCGUUCGGGCAGUCGCUGUGUUUUCUUUCACGGUCGCACUGUCCACCCAGCCUGCGCGGUGUGUUCUCCAGCGCCGCCUGCCUCUCAGUAACUUGUCUGCAAAAUAUUGGUCUCAUCUUCAUCGUGUUAACAUGUUCAGCAGUUACAAUGUUAAGAUGUUCUACCACAGCAAAGCUCUCACCUCGCCGUAUCCUGGAUCGCGUGUUGAACGUAGCCAAGUUCCUGAAGAUAAAGUGGGCUGGUUGACCGAGUGGAAAGAUUAUAAUCCUGUGGAGUACACUGCGAUGUCUGUUUUGGCUGGACCCAGUUGGGCAGAUCCCCAAAUCAAUGAUAAAAGUUUUUCUCCCAAAUUCAAUGAGAGAGAUGGAGAAGUGGAGAGGAAGAGUCUGAAUGGUGUGUAUGCGGUUGAAAAUGGGAGACCCCGGUGA